Juglans microcarpa x Juglans regia is the source of this 2286-nucleotide messenger RNA. RefSeq names its product putative UPF0481 protein At3g02645. The coding region runs from base 247 to 2217 and encodes 656 amino acids. The record is from RefSeq and is a predicted model, not a curated record. The transcript is spliced from 2 exons. Lineage: Eukaryota; Viridiplantae; Streptophyta; Magnoliopsida; Fagales; Juglandaceae.
AAAAAGAAAAUAUAUUAUUUUAUAUUUGUUUGCACCUAACCUCUUUGAUCUGUCCUCGGGGAUAUGUCACACAGCUGUCUAGGCAUACCAGAGUCUACGGCUAGUCAAAGACUCAACGUUCCCUUGGCUGCAUCUUUAUAAUCUGUGACCUGUCGUUCAGACUCUUUACGUUCAGCAGAAACACGAUCAUCUGCAGGUUGAGCAAUAAAUUAGCAAGAACAGAGACUUGUACUGCUUCUUUUCAAUAUGAUCAGGAAAACACUGUCCACUCGUAUUGAGGAAUUUGAGGGAAAGCAUGUUGGGUUGACUAGAAAUGCUAAAGAGUGUUGUAUGUAUAGAGUGCAUGAGCAAUUACGUGACGUAAGCGAGAAGGCUUACACGCCUGUGUUGCUUGCCAUCGGUCCUUACAACGACCAAGGCAAGGUUGGCCAGGGGUUUAUGGAAGAGCAUAAAUUGCGCUAUCUACAACAAAUGCUUAAAAGAACGAAAGGAAGUGUAGAAACAUACAUUGCCACCUUGAAAGAAUUGGAAGAAAGAGCUCGUAAUUGCUAUGGGGAACACAUUAGCCACACCCCAGAGGAGUUUGUAGAAAUGAUGAUACUUGAUGGGUGUUUCAUUAUUGAGUUGUUCCGCAAGCAUGAAUUCGGAUAUCAUAAAGAUGACCCAAUCCUUCAAAUGACAUGGGUGGGUCCUAGAAUAGCUCGUGAUCUACUGUUAUUUGAAAAUCAACUCCCAUUCUUCGUUCUUGAAAAUUUGUUUAAGAUGAUUGAGAGUAAUCGAUACAGACAAUUAGAAGAACACACUGUCGAUAUUGAUGAGGAGGAAGAUGGAAUUAGUGUUGAAAGCUCAACCUCCAUAGCUCAGAUUUCCAGUACACGACUUAUUGAUCAUGCCCUCAAUUUUUUCUCUGACUUUUUACCAUUUGAAUGGAAUGUCGAUGCAUCAAGUUAUAAUUCAACCGAAAAGAUUAAGAAUCUACUUUUUCUGGCUCACGAAGCUCACAACCCUUCACUUACAGAAAUGGUACAACAACGUUUAGUGGUUGGGUUCAGAUUCAAGAACAUAGAGUUUGAGCAUCUCCUUGGUCUCAUACAUGCAACCAUUUGUAUUUCAUUACUUGAUACGGAAAUAGAUCAUGCUAGAGAACGUCAAGAGGCAGGAGUCAAACUCAAGAAUGCAGAGACAUUUAAGCCCCUAUUUGGUCUGAGGAAGGCAAUUUCUUAUGCUAGAAAAUUUCAGAGGUCUAGAUUCCUAGUCGAAAAGGAAGAGAAACUGAAGCAUCUGGAUGUUCUGGACAGAACUGAAGACUGGAAAUCAAUUCCAUUUGGCUUAGAGCUUCAAAAGACUGGAAUUGAAUUCAAUAUGGCAAAUAAAUUUAAAGAUAAGUUACAUGAGAUUGGCAAAUGGAGAACAAUACCUUAUCAUGGCAUUGCACUUCAAGAGGCUGGAAUUGAAUUGAAGGAGGCAAAGAAAUUUCAGAAUCUGUAUGAUCAAAAUAGGAAUGAAGAUCAGAAGUCAAUAAGUUACAUACUGGUAGAGAAAUUUACUCGUCUACUUUGUCAGCUCAAGAUUGAAACAUGGAAGUCAAUACCUUACGGCAAAGAGCUUCGUGAGGCUGGAGUCGAAUUCAACAAGGCAAAGAAAUUCAAGCAUCUACAUGACCUUACAGAGAUUGAGCACUGGAACAUACACAGUGCCACAGAGCUUAAAGAGGCUGGAGUCAAAUUCAAGAAAGCAGAGAAAUCUAACGUGAUUUCCAUAAAGUUCAACAAUGGGCUAAUGGAGAUUUCACCUUUGACCAUAGAAGAUCAAACAGAGACUUACUUACGAAAUCUAAUUGCAUAUGAGCAAUACUGUCAUCGACCCAACAAUGUGACUUACGUCUCCAACUAUGUGCGCUUCAUGGACCAUCUCAUUAACUCUCCAAAGGAUGUUGAAUUACUCCGCCGAAGAGGAAUUAUCUAUAACAACUUGGGUGAUGAUAAAGUUAUUUCCACCAUGGUUAACAAGCUUGGUGACUAUGUCAGUUUUCCAACCAACAUUUAUGCUAGAACUAUCAUGGAUGUGAACAUGCAUUGUAGGAGACGCAGGAAUGUAUGGAUGGCAAAAUUAAGGCGCGAUUAUUUCAACAGUCCUUGGGCAUUGGUUUCAUUUAUGGGUGCUGUCUUAUUGCUUGCACUUGCAAUUACACAAGCCAUAUUUUCCAUUAUUCAUUAGGUUUUUCGUGCAAUGUAUUAAUCUUGAUGUUUGUUCUCAUACUUAAAUGUAAUAAAUAUUGAAUAAUAA